ACGCGCAAGCGCCUAUCUCUGGGCAGGCACGCGGCGGGCGACACCGGCAGCCGUCUCCAUGAACGCACACUCCGCUCCUCCACGCCGGGAAAGGUUCGGGCGCACGGCCGGCCAUUAACACUGCCGCAAGAGCGGAGAGGAGAUGGGCGGCGCCGGCGGAGGAGCCGCCGCCAGCGGCACGAGGUCGCUGGACCAGACGCCGACGUGGGCCGUGGCCGCCGUCUGCGCCGUCAUCGUCGCCGCGUCCAUCCUGCUGGAGGGCCUCCUCCACCACCUCGGCCAGUUGCUCAGCAAGAGGCGGAAGAAGGCGUUGUUCGACGCCCUGGAGAAGGUUAAAUCCGAGCUGAUGACUCUGGGGUUCAUAUCGCUGCUGCUGACCGUGACGGGGAGGUACAUCUCGCGCAUCUGCAUCCCGGCGGGAGCCGCCAACACCAUGCUGCCCUGCCGCCUGUCCGUCCACUCGGAGGCUAAACAGCCCGAGGGCCAUGGCCGACGGCACCUGUCUGAAGAUCCGAGCUACUUUUUCUCCUGCCCCAAAGGCAUGGUGUCGCUUGUUUCAGCCGACGGGAUGCAUCAGCUGCAUAUUUUCGUGUUCUUCUUGGCCGUCUUCCAUGUCACAUUCAGUUUCUUUACAAUGUCCCUAGGUAGAGCAAAGACGCGUAUAUGGAAGGUGUGGGAAAACGAAACGUGCUUACCAACCUAUGAAUUCCAAUAUGAUCCCUCAAAGUUCAGGCUUACUCAUCAAACAUCCUUUGUGAGGCAACAUGCAAGCUGUUGGAGCAAAAGCACGAUCCUGCUCUAUGUUGUGAGCUUCUUUAGACAGUUCUUCAGAUCUGUUCGGAGGACAGACUACCUUACUUUGCGGCAUGGAUUCAUUGCUGCUCAUUUAUCCCCGGGGACCAAGUUCAAUUUUCGGAAGUACAUCAAGAGGUCAUUGGAGGAUGAUUUCAAAACAGUUGUUGCCAUUAGUCCACCUUUAUGGGCCUCUGCUCUGGCUGUCAUGCUCGUCAAUGUUCAUGGAUGGCACAAUUUGUUCUGGUUCUCAACAAUUCCCCUUGUACUGAUUCUAGCAGUUGGAACAAAGCUGCAGGCAAUAAUUGCUAUGAUGGCUAUUGCAAUUACAGAGAGGCAUACAGUUAUUCAGGGCAUGCCAGUGGUAAAACUGAGUGAUGAUCAUUUCUGGUUCGGGAAGCCUCGUCUGGUUCUCCAUCUCAUCCAUUUCGCAUCAUUCCAGAAUGCAUUUGAGAUUACAUAUUUCUUUUGGAUUUGGUACGAGUUUGGGCUGAGGUCCUGCUUCCACGACAACUUUGAGCUUAUUAUUGCGAGAGUCUGCCUUGGGGCUGUCGUCCAAUUUACGUGCAGCUAUGUCACCCUUCCACUCUAUGCCCUUGUAUCUCAGAUGGGGUCGCAAAUGAAGACAACGAUCUUCGACGAGCAGACAGCGAAGGCCCUGAAGAAGUGGCACAAGGCCGUGGUGAAGAAGAAGCACAACAAGGAGUCGUCAGAUGACCCUUCCGAGACCCAGAGCGCGGACACACCAGCAGGAGGAACGGAGGCGAGCGAGUGGCACCGGCCGCACGAGGUGCCGGUCCGUCACCUCCGCCGCUACAAGACCAUCGCGCACGUCGGCGGCGCGAGGAGCCCGCUGUCGGACUCGGACUACAGCGACGCGGACGACGCCGAGCCGGUGUCGUCGUCGCAGACCAGGCACCUGAUACCGCCGGCGAAGCAGCGGAGCCUCGACACCGGGCGCAAGGAGGUGCGCGUGGACGUUGUGGAGACGGCGGCGGCGCCGCGCGACGGCCACCAGGACAGCUUCUCGUUCCCGAGGCUGUCUCCUCGCCACGACAAGUGAGCUGAAAGAGCAGCCUGUUAGUGCUUAGCAGCAGCAGCAGCAGCAGCAGUAAUACUAGUUGAUGCUAACCUAUAUGAGACCGUGCUUUAAAUGAUAGUACUAGAUUAUUAGUAGUAAUAGUAAACUAGUAAUUCAUCAGCUUUGUAGUAUAGCUGCUUGGUGUAAGUGAUGUGUGGAUUGAUGAACUGCAAA
Molecule: messenger RNA, 2047 nt
Organism: Panicum hallii
Lineage: Eukaryota; Viridiplantae; Streptophyta; Magnoliopsida; Poales; Poaceae
Product: MLO-like protein 9
Exons: 15
Coding region: 143-1855 (570 amino acids)
Biological process (GO): defense response
Cellular component (GO): membrane
Source: RefSeq, a predicted model, not a curated record